Dicentrarchus labrax (European seabass) is the source of this 4380-nucleotide messenger RNA. It is a transcript of the gene ugt5d1, whose product is annotated as UDP glucuronosyltransferase 5 family, polypeptide D1. NCBI's taxonomy places the organism in Eukaryota, Metazoa, Chordata, Actinopteri, Moronidae. The record is from RefSeq and is a predicted model, not a curated record. Bases 1238 to 2830 code for a protein of 530 amino acids. Gene Ontology annotation, molecular function: UDP-glycosyltransferase activity. The transcript is spliced from 4 exons.
CUGAUUAACUGUUUAAACUGUUGAAAUUAUAACUUUUCAUUGUUCCAGCUUCUCAGAUAUGAGGAUUUACUGAUUUUGUUUAUCUUAAUUACAGUAAACUGAAUCAUUUUGGGCUCUGGGUAAUUGUAAUGGACAUUUCUCAAAGUUUCUGACAUUUUACAAACCAAAAGAUUGAUAGACUGAUGAAAGAAACAAUCAGCAGAUUCAUCCAUAAUAAAGUCAUUGGGAAAAGUUGCCUAUAUAAAAUAAUUAUAAAUGAGGUCAACCACCUACAGCAGUAAAAUGCUGCUUAAACAUUUAUUCAUCAGUAUUGAUGAUGUAUAACUGUAUAAUGGGGCCAUUUUUCCACAUUAAGUACUUUAAGUACAUUUCCCAAUAAUACACACUUACUUACAUUAAGUAAUAUUUUAUGUCAAGUACUUUUAUUUUGUUUAUUUCCCUGACCUUUGUUCUUUGCACUGUCCAUGCUGCUGUAACAAAACGAAUUUCCCCGCUGUGGGAUAAUAAAGGAUUAUCUUAUCUUAUUUUCAAUGCAGGAAUUUUACCUGUAAUGUAGUAUUUUUACAGCAAGGUAUUAGUACUUUUACUCAAGUCAAGAAUCUGACCUUCUCCACCACUGAUAUGAGAGUACAUUCCUCAGGUCAACUGAGUUCAGUUCUGAGACCUGCAGCCUACAUUCAUAGCAGUUAUAUUUGGCACAAAUUGCAGUAGACAAACCUCUAGGUCAAAAAUCUGAAAAUAACUGCAUGUCGUGCUUAAAGCAUGAUAGCUUAUACAUGUACUAUAUCUGGGAAACCCUUUCAUAAUUUUUGCAGAUAUUUAUUUACACUUUCACCAUUAUAUGCGUGAAACUCAUGUGGGUUAACAUUACGCAACCCAGUCUAAUGAUCUUAUGAAAGAGGUCAGAGGUUCUUCUGAUGUAAGCAUUGUUCUUGCGUGACAGGGAGAAACACAUUCACAAAACUACGCUGCACAGAAAUUUUAAAACAUUAACUAAAUGAAUACAACGAUGAUGACAUGACGAAGAAGAAAGCAUCACUUUGUUUAUUAUCUGCAGAACGUUCAUGGCAGCACCAUAGCUUUGUGUGACACGUGUCACAUGUAACUCAUUUACCUGUUAAAGGACCGGUCAUCUCUGUGACUGGAGUUUGAACUCAAAUAUGUAAGGAAUCUUUUAGAUGGACUGUCAGUCUGCGAGCACAUAGGGUUACUGCUGCCACUCCUGAGCACAGGAACCAUGCCAUUGCAAAGUGUGUGUGGAAUAUUUUUAUUCCUCAGCGUAUGUCUGAUUUCCUUCACACCACCUUGUGAUGGAGGAAACAUUCUGGUGUUCCCAGUAGACGGCAGCCACUGGAUCAAUAUGAAGAUCCUGCUGGAAGAACUUCAUGCCAGGGGACACAGCAUGACUGUGAUAAGGGCCUCCACCAGCUGGUACAUCCCAGAAAAGUCUCCUCUCUACAAAUCCAUUACCCUCGAAAUGGAUGAAGGUUUAGAGAACUUUUUUGAUAUUUACCUGCAGGAACACAUGAGGGCGCAGAGAGAGGGGGCUUCAGCACUUACUUUCUUCAAACUCACCAAGGAUUUCCUUUCUAUGAUUUCUGAGGCCCAUUUAUUGUGGUCUGAGGCCCUUGUUCAAAUCUUUGAUGAUGAAAGAAUGAUCCAAAGCUUAAAGGAUUCCCAGUAUGAUCUUGUUCUCACUGACCCAGCCAUAGCACCAGGGGUUUUACUAGCCAAGUAUCUCAAACUGCCCAUGGUGCUCAAUGUUCGCUGGAUCACCAGCGGAGAAGGUCACUUUGCGAUAGCCCCCUCACCACUCUCUUACAUCCCAGUGCCAGGAUCGGGCUUAACAGAUAAAAUGAAUUUCAUCCAGAGGGUCAAGAACCUGCUUUUCUACAGCAUUAUACUGUUCCAGCAGAAAUUCAUGGUGGGACCAUGCUAUGAUACUAUCUGUAAUAAAUAUAUAGAGGGUGGAUGUGACAUCAUCUCGCUUCUUCAGGAAGCAGACAUUUGGCUGUUCAGGUCAGAUUUUGUAUUUGAAUUCCCUCGGCCCACAAUGCCAAAUGUCAUCUACAUAGGAGGGUUCCAGUGCAAACCAGCCCAACCCCUGCCAGCGGACCUGGAAGAGUUUGUUCAGAGUGCUGGGGAGCACGGAGUGAUCAUAAUGACUCUGGGAACAUUGGUUAACGCUUUGCCCAAAGAGGUUGCAGAUGAAAUCGCCAGCGUCUUUGCCAAGAUGCCUCAGAAGGUGAUAUGGAGGCACAAAGGGGAACGUCCCUCUACUUUGGGCAACAACACCCUGAUAGUGGACUGGAUGCCACAGAAGGACCUUCUGGGCCACCCACAGACCAAAGUCUUUGUAGCUCAUGGAGGAACCAACGGAGUCCAGGAGGCGAUCUACCAUGGGAUUCCUGUGCUUGGCAUUCCCUUGUUCUUUGACCAGUAUGACAACCUUCUCCGUCUGCAGGAGAGAGGAGCUGGGAAGAUCAUUCAGCUAGGUGACGUUAGCGGUCGCAGUUUCGAGCAAGGACUCAGCGAAGUGCUCCAUCAAGACAGCUACACACAGAACAUGCAAAGACUGUCACGUUUACACAGAGAUCAGCCAAUGACACCCAUGGAUCAGGCCGUUUUCUGGGUGGAAUAUGUGAUGCGCCAUAAAGGGGCUCCUCAUCUGCGCACAGAGGCUUAUAAGAUGCCCUGGUACUCAUACUACUGUUUAGAUGUCUUACUGCUAUUGCUGACUGCAACGACUGUACUACUUCUCUCUACUUUGGCCAUUUUCAGGUUCCUAUGCUGCAGAAGUAGAAGAAAGAUCAAAACCAAACAACACUGAUUAAAGUCAACUUUGUUUAGAAAUAUGCUUCAAUUAGUUCUUUAAAGCAUUGAAUUUAGACAAAAAUGUAAAGUAUCUUAUCAUCUCUUUAUAAUUAAUGAAGUAAAAUGACAAUUAGUCAGUUGAAAUAGCCAUAUGAAAUAUAAAUAUAGUGAAAUAAUGCAGCCCUUUUUCUGUUUUAAAAUUAAUGUUUCUAUAUGAUUCUGUAAUUUCACAUCCACUGUUUUAAUAGAGCCACUGACUCACUGCCCAGACACUGAUCAAUUUCCAGUGUAACAAAACCCUGAACACUUUUUAUCUUGAAGAUUUAUACACGAAAACAAAUUCAUAUGUGACUAGAAAGUCCAGAAAAUCAACAUACUGUAUGUCCCCCCCUUCAUUUAAUUAUUGAUUAAAGCAAAGAUCAAUAUAUAAGGAAUUGCUUUUGUUUAUUAUUACUCCUGCAAUAGUGGAUAUUCUGCAUUGAAAACUACAAUAACUCACUCUAAGAACACAAUACUGUAAUUUUGGUCUUGCAGACUGUAACUUUAUCUUCAUUUCACAGAUGUCUUGGCCUCACAUGACAUGCCCACAUUCCAGCCGAAGCCCUAAAUCCUAAAACACAUGCCCCACACUAUAUGCCAGACAUCACAGCUGGCAUGUUUUGGGAAGGCUAUGAGGCCACAUUUCCACUGGGCCAGAAAUACAACAAUUCUGUAGCUCAUUAUUUAGUCAGGAAGAUUUGAUUAUGAUAAGAAACUAGAAAGAAACCUUCUGUUACUGUACAUGUAAUAAAAGACAACACAGUGUUUUCUUUGAGAUGCCUGUGGUAUAUGACUGUGUGAGAAACAGCAAAGAUAAUCUCAAAAUCAAGAACACAUGUAUCGCUACCAGCACGCCACAGGCAAUCCAGUUUUAUGGAAAACCUGGAGAUCGAUUAUGUCCUCCUUAUUAUUCUUUAUAUUUAUAUCAAUCCAUAUAAAUUACAUCAUCUUCUAAACUAAAAUUAAUGCCAGCAAGAAGACAAACCUAAAAAAUGACUAUGGAAAAUGCUAUAAUUUCAGAAUAUAGACCGUAUUAAAACCAUUUCCCUUUCCCAAACAGUCCAAAAACAGAUGCUUUGAAACAAUCAGUGGCUGGAAAGGAAAACUCUCUUUGAUAAAGCAUAAGCUCAUAUGGUUUUGAGUUGUAAGAUGAGUGAGGUUGUCUUGGUAAAUCCUACUACAAGCUAAAUUACAUUUCACUAAUCAUUCUGCAAUGCACUGCUUGAAACUCCUCCGUUUGCUGAUGAGGAAAGCAAAUCUGUGAAAAUAUUCGAAGGUACGAAGGCAGUGAGGUGAUUUAUAAGGCUUGGAACCACAUUAAGUAUAACUUUCAAAAGAAACACACAUGAUGAAAUAGAGAAGAAUUGUGUGUGUGUAUGGGUGUGUGUGUAGGUGUAGUGGCAUGUGUUGAUUUUAAUGUCUUGUAAUCCGGAAAAGUUUGUUGUGAAUCAAAUAAAUGUGGGAAAGUCAAAUUUUAAAGUUAUGUUUACAGUAGUAAAUAAAGAAAUACAAUACAUCACGAUCAUA